Messenger RNA from Somion occarium, 1710 nucleotides. The record is from the annotation of a GenBank genome assembly. Lineage: Eukaryota; Fungi; Basidiomycota; Agaricomycetes; Polyporales; Cerrenaceae.
GUCCGUACUCCGAUGUCGCCAUCGGUCGAGUCACUACUCGUUUUCAUUUCAAGCCGAAUUAUCAGCGUAUGCUUCGCAGACUCUCGAUGAUGGCAGUCAAUGUAGCUAGUAGCAAGGUGCACGCCGAGAGACUCUGGGAGUCUCUGAACUUACCACGAGAAGCACUUUCUCGACUACAUUUAUCCGAGAAUCCGGACCCAGCUGUUAACUCUUCGUUCAGGUUGGGUACAGUCGCGCAGACAGUCAUCGGUCUUGCAGGAUUAUCUGCUGCUCAUGUACAUGAGCUCCGAACUGGACAGAAGCAAAAUGUGUCAGUUGAUGCGAAGCAUGCCGUGGUGGAGUUCAAGAGCGAGGCGUAUUAUAGUGUCGAUGGCCAGCCUCCCGGUGAGGUAUGGAACGAGUUGGCAGGGACUUACAAGACCAAGGACAACAACUAUGUACGGAUACACACAAAUUUUCCACAGUAAUCUCUUUGUCGUUAUCCCUCGCAGAAAUAUUCUUCAAUGCAGAUCAACCAAGCAAAGCGUUGCGCACGCCCUUCUUCAGUGGAACUCCCGGGAGUUUGAAAUGGAAGUAGCGAGGCGGAAGAUGGUAGCUACAGCGAUGAGGACGUUUGAUGAAUGGGACGAACACCCACAGGGUAAGGCGUUGACAGGUACACCCCCUGUCGUCUUACUCAAGGUGGGAGACGCUCCGAAACGAGAACUAAAGGAAGGGAAUCAGCAUCCUCUUGAGGGAAUUCGAGUGCUCGAUUUGACGCGUGUACUUGCAGGUCCUAUUUGUGGACGCACGCUAGCAGCUCAUGGCGCUGACGUUCUGUGGAUUACAUCACCAAGGUUACCUGCUCUCCCAUCCAUAGAUGUGGAUACUUCACGUGGUAAACGGACAACGCAGCUUGAUCUCACCGUGGAGCAAGAUAGACAUACAUUGGCAUCUCUUGUCAAAGAUGCAGAUGUAUUUCUUCAAGCCUAUCGACCAGGUGGCUUACAGGAUAAAGCAUUUGGAGUACAAGAUGUUGUCCGUGCAAGACCUGGGAUCGUGUAUGCAAGUUUGACCGCAUAUGGUUGGGAGGGUCCAUGGAAGGACCUUCGUGGGUUUGACUCCUUGGUACAGACUACCACCGGGUUUAAUUGUGCCGAAGCAGAGGCAUUCGCAACAUACCAAGGUAAACACAUCCAAGGUCGUCAACCACCCAGGCCUCUUCCGAUGCAGGCUUUGGAUCACGCUGCAGCAUAUUUUCUUGCUUUUGGUAUUCACGCUGCUCUAGCCAGGACCAUCACAGAAGGCGGGUCUUGGGAGGUUCGCGUCUCCCUUGCUGCAGUGGGUCGCUGGGUCCGUUCCCUGGGUCAACUAGACCCUAGUGUAGCAUUUGGACAAGGAUGUCCGUUGCCUGGACAAGGCAUACCGCCGAGUGCUGAGAUUGCGAGUAUAUUGCGACAGUACAGACAAUCCGGAGAAGAGCUUGACGGGCAUAACUCACACAGAAAGAUGGUCUCGGCAAUCAGACAUGCCGCAAUACUGGAUAGGACGCCUGUGAAGGAGGACGGCGCACCAGUGGUCCUCAAUGCACACAGUCCUGAGUGGCUUCCUAGAUGAUAAUUCGUGUUGAAUAUUAGUAGUAGAGAAGGUGCAAACGACGUCGCGCUAUACCUAUUUUCUGCAGAAUUGAAUUUUGAGCUUGAGGUUGCGGUAGAAACGUACAAACUUUCA